Pollicipes pollicipes is the source of this 1575-nucleotide messenger RNA. Its product is annotated as unconventional myosin-XIX. The transcript has 5 exons. Gene Ontology annotation, cellular component: membrane; actin cytoskeleton; myosin complex. Lineage: Eukaryota; Metazoa; Arthropoda; Thecostraca; Pollicipedomorpha; Pollicipedidae. Bases 181 to 1575 code for a protein of 464 amino acids. Gene Ontology annotation, biological process: actin filament organization. Gene Ontology annotation, molecular function: ATP binding; actin filament binding; microfilament motor activity. The record is from RefSeq and is a predicted model, not a curated record.
UUUCGCCGAUUAUUGCGGAUCUUAUUUUAAACCAUUGAGUACGUGUUCGUGAGGGUAAUGUUAUGCAGUCCAAAUUAACCUAUAUGAGAACACUUAUUGUGCGUGUGCAGAUGUGCAGACAAAUGUAAACCCAGUAGCUGGUAUUGAAGCAGCUGAACAACAGCUACAACCUCAGCACCAAUGGAACUAUCAGACUUAAGCAAACUUCCUAGCAUCACAGAAGAAUCAAUCAUAGCCUAUCUCAAAAGCAGGCUUUUGUCAAAUGUCAUUUACACAUGGGCUGGCACAAACUUGAUAGCUGUCAAUCCCUUCCAAGAUGUGGGUACAUUUGAACACCCUGAGCUGAAUCAGCUGAUACAGCAGCUGGAUGGUAUUGGCAGUCCAUUGCCUGCACAUGUGCAUUCUAUUGCACAGAUGGCAUAUCAUGGUCUGGCAACAGGAAUUGAUCAGGCAGUCAUCAUCAGUGGUGAGAGCGGUGCCGGCAAGACAUUCUCGGCGCACCGCCUGCUGCACUACCUGGUACAGCUGGAGGAGCGGGGCGAUCGUGGCGCCGGCCAUGCUAUGGAGCAGAAACUGAAUGUCUCCAGCCCAUUGUUGGAGGCGUUUGGUAAUGCUAGGACGACCAGCAAUGGUAACAGCAGCCGCUUCUGCAAACUGUUUCGGUUGUCAUACUCAGACGGCUCGCUGCGUGGGGGCUCGGUGCACACCUGCCUAUUCGAGAAGACCCGGGUGACGUGGCAGUCGGGCGGCGAGCGGAGCUUCCACAUCUUCUACCAGCUGCUGGCGGGCCUGCCGGCGGCCUCGCUGCGCACGCUCGGCCUGGAGCGCUGGCCAGCGUUGGCGGCGCUCGCGGGUCGGCCUGGCGCCGGCGACGCCACCGCCUUCGCGGUGACGGAGGCGGCCAUGGCCGAGCUGGGGCUGAGCGGCGCGCAGCGGGCCGCCGUGUUCGCCGUGCUGGCGGCGCUGUUGCACCUGGGCCGACUGGUCGUCGUGCCUGAGGGUGACCGAUUCCGGGUGGAGCAGGACGCGCCGCUGCUGGCCGCCUCCCGGCUGAUGGGCGUGCUGGCGCGCCGCGACUGCCUCGCGCGUGAGCUGUACGACGGCCUGUUCCGCUGGCUGGUCGACUGGGUCAACGUGCAGAUUGCGCCGGCGGACGCUGCGCCGCGCACCCUCUCGCUGCUGGACAUCUCCGGCUUCGAGAGCCUCGAGUGCAACAGUCUGGAGCAGCUGUGCAUCAAUUACGCCAACGAGCGGCUGCAGCAGUUCUUCCUGGCGUCGUUUCUACGCCGGCUGGAGGCGGCCUUCCUGGAGGAGGGCCUGCUGGGUGCGCGGCUCGAGUACGCCGACAACGAGCCGCUGCUGGCGGCGCUGGACGGACCGGCGCCGUCCGUGUUCGGCGCCGUGGACGAGUGCGGCCCGGUGGCGUACGAUGCGCGCCGGCUCAUCGACAAGAACCGCGACCGCGUCGACCCGUGCCUGACCGCGCUGCUGGCGGGCAGCUCGGCGCCGCUGUCGGCACGCCGACGGGUGCGCGCCGCCGCCACACGGUGCUGGCGCGGCUACAGCGGGCCGUGA